AUGGUUUUCCCUAUACUGCCAGUGUUUGGUAAGGAUUUGAAUUUGGCCUCGAGACCAUAUAUUAAGCUAGUGAAUCAAGCAGUUUUGGAUUAUACUGUCUCCAAAGAAGACAUCAUUAAAUUUGUAAAGGACUCUCAAUUGCUAUUUGUAGGUACCCUAUUGAGCUCUGGUAAAUUUAAGGAUGACGAAGUAAUUGAGAUUCUAAAUAAUGGGGUUGCUGUCUUGUUUAUCGAGGACCAUUCAUACGCUGGCUACUUGGUCACUGAAGUUGGCAUCCCUCAGGAGAGAAUCUCUGUGCUAAAUGAAAACGUAUACGAGACUCACUUUGUUAUUGUCAAUAAGUUCAAUGCAAAGACUCAAUUGGUCCCAGUUGAAGAAAUCACCUCCUCAACUCUAAGUCAAACACUGAUCGAUUCCUUGAAGACUGAUCGAGCUGAUGGCCUCUAUACCACGCUAGUAGUUGACUCUCAGGAACGUUGUCUAGGUCUGGUAUACUCUUCAAAGGAGUCCAUUCAAAUGGCUAUUAACGAGGAAUCAGGAAUCUACUACUCCCGUUCCAGAGAUGAAAUUUGGGUGAAAGGAGCCACCUCAGGAAAUACCCAAAAGCUGCUGUCGAUCUCUGUUGACUGUGAUGGCGAUGCUUUGAAGUUUGUUGUUGAUCAACAAGGUAAGGAUAGAAGUUUUUGUCACUUGAAUACCGAAUCAUGUUUUGGUGGCUUCACCCAUGGCUUAGCUAGUUUAGAGCAAUUGCUUAGAGAUAGAUUUGAAAGUGCCCCAGAAGGCUCCUACACCAAAAGAUUAUUUAAUGAUCCCGAAUUAUUGAACGCUAAGAUUAAGGAAGAAGCUGAAGAAUUGACAGAAGCUGAGGAUAAGAACGAAAUAUCAUGGGAAGCUGCAGACUUGUUCUACUUCGCUCUAACUAAACUCGUGGCAAACAAUGUCAGUCUUAAGGAUGUAGAAUCCAAUCUGAACAUGAAGCACUUGAAAAUCACCAGAAGAAAGGGUGAUGCUAAAGAUAAAUUUAUAAAGAAACAAGAACCGCAAGCUCAAAAUGAUGAAGAAUUGUCUUCAAAACCUAUUCACUUAAACGUAGUCAAAACAUCAAAUAAGAAAGAAGUAGAAGCUGCUUUGACAAGACCAAUUCAAAAAACAUCCGAAAUUAUGCACUUGGUCAACCCUAUAAUUGAAGGUGUUAGGAGUAAAGGUGACAAAGCUUUAAUUGAAUUCACAGCAAAAUUUGAUGGUGUCCAACUACAAUCUCCCGUUCUAGAAGCACCAUUUCCACCAGAAUAUUUCGAGGGUCUAACUGAAGAAAUGAAGGAAUCACUAGACUUGUCAAUUGAAAAUGUUCGCAAAUUCCAUGCGGCUCAAUUACAAACUGAAGAUCUAGAAGUUGAAACUCAACCAGGUGUUCUCUGCUCUAGAUUCCCAAGACCUAUUGAGAAAGUUGGUCUGUAUAUUCCAGGUGGUACCGCAGUGUUACCAAGUACAGCCCUUAUGUUGGGUGUCCCAGCUAAGGUUGCUGGAUGUAAAGAAAUUGUUUUUGCUUCACCCCCUCGUAAGUCAGAUGGCAGAGUUUCUCCAGAAGUUGUGUAUGUGGCUGAGAAAGUCGGAGCUUCAAAGAUCGUCUUGGCUGGUGGUGCUCAAGCUGUUGCAGCUAUGGCCUAUGGUACUGAAUCUGUUCCAAAAGUUGACAAAAUUCUUGGCCCUGGUAACCAGUUUGUUACAGCUGCUAAAAUGUAUGUGCAAAAUGACACACAAGCUCUGUGCUCAAUCGAUAUGCCAGCUGGCCCAAGUGAAGUUCUAGUGAUUGCCGAUAACAACGCUGAUGUUGACUUUGUUGCCAGUGAUUUGCUAUCACAAGCUGAGCAUGGUAUUGACUCCCAAGUUAUUCUUGUCGGUGUUGAGUUAACUGAUGAUAAGAUCCAGCAGAUCCAAGAUGCUGUCCACAGACAAGCUUUGGAACUACCUCGUGUAGACAUUGUUCGUAAAUGUAUUGCUCACAGUUCUAUCAUUGUUUGUGAUAGUUAUCAGUCUGCCUUUGAUAUGUCUAACAGAUACGCUCCUGAGCACUUGAUAUUGCAAAUUGAGAAUGCCAAGGAUUACGUUAAGCUGGUUGAUCACGCUGGGAGUGUUUUUGUGGGUGCUUACACACCAGAGUCGUGUGGUGAUUAUUCCAGUGGUACAAACCACACUUUACCAACAUAUGGGUAUGCCAGACAGUAUAGCGGAGCUAAUACAUCUACUUUCCAGAAAUUCAUCACCGCACAGAGCAUUACACCUGAAGGUCUAGACAAUAUUGGACGCGCUGUGAUGUGUGUUGCAAAAGUCGAAGGUCUAGAUGGUCAUAGAAAUGCUGUGAAGAUUAGAAUGUCCAAGUUGGGAUUGCUUCCAAAGGACUUCAACUAA
Messenger RNA from Nakaseomyces glabratus, 2409 nucleotides. RefSeq names its product trifunctional histidinol dehydrogenase/phosphoribosyl-AMP cyclohydrolase/phosphoribosyl-ATP diphosphatase (gene HIS4). Lineage: Eukaryota; Fungi; Ascomycota; Saccharomycetes; Saccharomycetales; Saccharomycetaceae. The record is from RefSeq and is a predicted model, not a curated record. Gene Ontology annotation, cellular component: cytosol; cytoplasm. Gene Ontology annotation, molecular function: metal ion binding; NAD binding; phosphoribosyl-AMP cyclohydrolase activity. Gene Ontology annotation, biological process: L-histidine biosynthetic process.